AUGUUCCGUUUGAUGAUAAUUGCCGCUGUCGCUGUAGCUGCCCUAGCCUCUACACUGGUAACACCAGAACUAGAUGAACAAUGGGAGAGCUUCAAGGACUUGUACAACAAACAAUAUGGCGAACAGGAACACUUAAUGAGGCGUCUUAUUUGGGAGAGCAACUUGAGAUACAUACAAAAGCACAACCUGGAUGCAGACAAAGGUCUUCAUACAUAUAUUCUUGGUGAAAAUGAAUAUUCUGAUAUGACACACAAAGAAUUUGUAUCAGUAAUGAAUGGAUAUAUUAUGCCAAAUGGUAGUAAGAAAGGAGACACAUUCAUGGCACCAAUUGGAGUAGAAUUGAAGGAUGUCCCUACAUCAGUUGAUUGGAGAACCAAGGGUUACGUUACUGAGGUCAAAAACCAGGGACAAUGUGGAUCAUGUUGGGCUUUUUCAACAACUGGUUCUCUAGAAGGCCAGACGUUCAAGAAAACACAGAAACUCGUAUCACUUUCUGAACAGAACUUAGUUGACUGCUCAUCGAGAGAAGGUAAUAAGGGAUGUCAAGGAGGAUUAAUGGACAAUGGAUUUACAUACAUUAAAGUUAAUGAUGGAAUUGAUACAGAGCAGUCAUAUCCAUACAGAGCCAAGACAGGAUUGUUCUGUCGAUUCAAAAAAGCUGACGUAGGUGCAACAGAUACCGGAUAUGUUGACAUCAAAAGAGGAAGCGAGGAUGAAUUACAAAUGGCGGUUGCAACAGUUGGACCCAUUUCCGUAGCUAUGGACGCUGGUCACCCUUCAUUCCAACAUUAUAAAACUGGAGUAUACAGUGAAAAGCAAUGUAGCUCAUCAAGACUAGAUCAUGGAGUUCUAGCUGUAGGUUAUGGUACCAGUGAUUCAAGUGAAGAUUACUGGAUUGUUAAAAACAGUUGGGGAACAACCUGGGGUAUGAAAGGAUAUUUUGAAAUGUCAAGAAAUAAAGAAAACAUGUGUGGAAUUGCAACCCAAGCCAGUUAUCCUAAAGUAUAGAAGACUAGAUACUACAGCGCACAACGACAUAUAUCAUAUUGGAGAAUAGCAGUGCAUUUUGUUUCGAACAGCAAUAAAUAGUGUAAUCUUAAAAAGGAUCCGAAAGUCACAUUUUUGUAUGUUCAUAAUACAACAAAGAAAUAAAAUUAUGAUAAAGCAG
Molecule: messenger RNA, 1168 nt
Organism: Mytilus californianus (California mussel)
Lineage: Eukaryota; Metazoa; Mollusca; Bivalvia; Mytilida; Mytilidae
Product: procathepsin L-like
Exons: 7
Coding region: 1-1008 (335 amino acids)
Cellular component (GO): lysosome
Molecular function (GO): cysteine-type endopeptidase activity
Source: RefSeq, a predicted model, not a curated record